GCUGGCCGUUCUGGUAAUUCAUUGGUUACCAGGGCUGUCAGUCUAGCGACGCAAGCAAACUAGUCUGCGCCCUUUUCAGGGUUUGCAGGGUGGAAAUGCGUCCACAGCACUGUGUUGUGUGUGAUAGGAAAAAAAUAAAACCGGCUGCAAAAAAAGGAAUUCAAAAUUGUUAAACAUUUCAAGACGUUUGAAUGAAAUCGAAGAGGCUCUCGUUUUUUUUUCCUAGCUUGCUUCAGAUAUCAGGGCUUGCGGUUGUGUAUGCAAGUGUGAUGCAGUUUAAUUUCUGUCAAAUUUAUAGAUGGAUCGGAAAGGGAAAUAAACCUGUGUCCGGCUGUUCAGCUAACACGGGGCUCGUGUGUUGAUGGACGCAGCUAUGUUCUGCAGUCUUUAUCACAACGUGUGUAUUGAAUGGUCUUUUUUAUUCUUAAAAGCUGAAGGUAGUUUGCAUGUGGCGUGCUCUUUAAAAAAACGAGUAUUUUUUAUCGCUCCGUUUAAUUAUUAUUAUUAUUGUUAUUACCAUUCCAGCUUCAUUAAUUGGUUUUCUUGGAGCUGCAUCGAGCUUUUAUUUUGAUUUUUUUUUAAAUAGCGAUGCAGUUUUUAAUUGCAAGCGAAAGUUUUAUCGCGUUGGUAAAACAAAUCUAUUUUUUUCCAACCUAGAUCCAAGUCUUAAAUAUUAUUAUUAUUAUUAUUAUUAUUAUUAUUAUUAUUAUUAUUAUUAGAGUCAUUUUUGUUUCAUGUGUCGUUUUGGAUUUUAAGAUUUUUUUUUUUUUUUCAAACUGAUUUGUACAUUGCUGGACACGGUACACAUCAUACCAGCCGCUAGAGAGACCGUUUUUAUCAUUAUUUUAAUUAUGUAUUUAUUUGUUUUACAUUUUAUUCUUAUACAAAACAAAACUACACAGUGAAGAUGAAGCGGUGUAAAUCGGACGAUUUGACCCCCGACGAGGAGGGCGGUAGAACGGGACUGAGUGCAGUUUGUGAAGAUGCCCCAAGCGUCCUAAUUGUGGAGGUAAAACACGGAGAUACCCCAGAUUCCAGCAGUGCGGGUGGUACCGCAAACUCUCACUCCACCGCCCGCAGCAAACCUCCGGACUUAAAGAAAAUCCAGCAGCUGUCGGAGGGCUCCGUGUUCGGACACGGGCUGAAGCACCUGUUCCACAGCCGGCGGAGGUCCAGGGAGCGCGAGCAGCACAGCUCCCCGGACUCUGCCCAGGCCCCGCAGCUCAGCGUGGGAUACCCUGCCGGGGCAGCAGGGGGGCCGGGGGGCCACUCGGACCACGACUCUGCGGACGAGAAGGAGCGGUCCCCGGAGAUGCAGCGAGUGUCCUACGCCGUGUCCCUCCAGGACCUGCCCGCCCGCCCCACCGCCUUCAACAGGGUGCUGCAGCAGAUCCGCGCCCGGCCCUCCAUCAAGAGGGGCAGCAGCCUGCACAGCAGCAGCCGGCGCACCAAGAGCGGCCCCGCCUCCGAGGCAGUGAAGAGCAGCAGCCCCCACCUGGGCAGGAAGGGCCCCCAGGACAGCUCGCUGACCGCCCUGCUGCACCAGGGCAGACCCCGCUCCUCCUCCACCACGGACACCUCGCUGCUGGCCGGAGAGCCCACCCUGCACUGGACCGUUGAGGAGCCGGAACGCGUCACGGACAGGCUGGAGAAGGGGGAGGUGAGUACCCUGGGGCUGCCCCCGAACACGAGCCACGCUGGCUCGGACGGCAACAUCAGCCUGGACGUGCCCGAGGCUCCCGACCCGCAGCGCACCAAGGCAGCCAUCGAGCACCUGCAGCAGAAGAUCCUGAAGAUCACGGAGCAGAUCCGCAUCGAGCAGGAGGCGCGCGACGAGAACGUGGCCGAGUACCUGAAGCUCGCGCACAACGCCGACAAGCAGCAGGCCUCCCGCAUCAAGCAGGUCUUUGAGAAGAAGAACCAGAAGUCUGCCCAGACCAUCUCCCACCUGCACAAGAAGCUCGAGCACUACCACAGGAAGCUAAAGGAGAUUGAGCAGAAUGGGCCCACGCGGCAGCCCAAGGACGUGCUGCGGGACAUGCAGCAGGGCCUGAAGGGCGUGGGGGCCAACGUGCGAGCAGGAAUCAGCGGCUUCGGAGGGGGAGUGGUGGAGGGGGUGAAGGGGGGCGUGUCCGCGCUGUCCCACACCGCCGUGGUCUCCAAGCCCCGCGAGUUCGCCAGCCUCAUUCGCAACAAGUUCGGCAGCGCGGACAACAUCACCCACCUGAAGGACACGCUGGAGGACCCGCACCCAGAGGACAGCCAACGCCCGUUCAGCGGCAGCGCCACGCUCGUCUCCAGCCCCAAGUACGGCAGCGACGACGACUGCUCCAGCGCAACCUCAGGCUCGCCAGCUGGCAGCAACUCCGGGGCGGGGGGGCCCGGGCUCGGGCCAGGGCCAGGCAUGGGCAGCCCCAAGUCCAACACGCUGGACAGCCACCACCACCAUCACCACAACAACCUGGACACCCUGCUGGAGGAGCUGCGCGAGAUCAAGGACAGCCAGGGGCAUCUGGAGGACUCCAUGGAGGACCUGAAGACACAGCUGCAGAGGGACUACUCCUACAUGACCCAGUGCCUGCAGGAGGAGCGCUACAGGUACGAGCGAUUGGAGGAACAGCUGAACGACCUGACAGAGCUCCACCAGAACGAGAUGACCAACCUGAAGCAGGAGCUGGCCAGCAUGGAGGAGAAGGUGGCUUACCAGUCCUACGAGCGUGCCCGCGACAUCCAGGAGGCGGUGGAGUCCUGCCUGACCCGCAUCACAAAGCUGGAGCUCCAGCAGCAGCAGCAGCAGGUGGUUCAGCUGGAGGGGGUGGAGAACGCCAACGCGCGGGCGCUGCUGGGCAAGUUCAUCAACGUCAUCCUGGCGCUCAUGGCCGUGCUGCUGGUCUUCGUCUCCACGCUGGCCAAUUUCAUCACACCGCUCAUGAAGACGCGGAUGCGGAUCUUCGCCUCCGUUUUCCUCGCCCUCUUCCUCAUCUUCCUGUGGAAGCACUGGGAUAGCGUGGCGUACGUCUUCGAACCCUGGCUGCUACCCAGCUGAGCGCCCACCGGAAUGGGUCACAUCACUGCUGCUCCGUGACGGAGGUUAUUCCUUUAUAAUUUGCGCCCGCGAGCGCAUUGGCAUUCCUGAGUUCUCUGGUGUGGUUUUUUUUCAGUUGUUUUGGAGGGGGGUAGGGUUUGUCCACUGUUAAGCCACAGUUUUGUUUUCCUUUUUUUUGUUUGUUUCUUAUUUUGGUCCCAUUUCAGCUGUCUGAAAGAGAGGCAGGAAUAAAUAAAUACUCCCCUUCAGAGGACGGGACUGGAAAACGAGAGUCAGGCUUGAAACGGCUAGCUGGACGGCCUCCCUCUGCCAUGUCACACUGUUGGCCCAACCACAAGCAAACACUGGAAAGCAACGUUUAGAACGACAGGUGCUGUUUUUAGUUUUUUUUGUUUUCUUACAAAUUUUUUAACAACUACUUGCGUUUCAUAUUUCGGGCUCCAGUUUUGCGAGGCCUGUGCACAUGGGAAGAGAACAGGGGAGCAGAAAAGGACGUUGCGAUGGAGUGAAGGAGGGGAUCGAACAGGGGAUCAGAGCUUGGAGAUCCUUGAGAACUGAGGUGCUGCCAACACCACUCAGCAAAAAGAAUUCAGCAGCCAGCUAAAUAUCGGGAGCCACUUCAGUAACUCUAAUGAGCACAGAAGUGACACCUGCUAAACUUGUAUAUCUUAUGUAAAAAAAACAAAAAUAAACACAUAAAGCCUACUAGUGCAUUUUUAAACUUUUGAAGAUUCAGUUCUAGGCCAUGUGUCGAUUUCGGACUAUUGUGGUCGUGGUGGGACACUAGCCAUGAGGGUGGGCUACUAAUAAUCAGUGGUCACUCCAAACUGUAGCCCAGCCUGGACACAGACUGUCUUACUGCAAUGGCAAGUAGCAUAAUCACAGUGUCCGGUGUGUAAUGUACAGUACAUUAUUUGUUUGAUUUUUUUAAUUUUUUUUUUAAAGCGUGUCUUGACCUCUUUUUAUUCCUCCUCACUGAAUUCACACAUUUUUUUGUUACAGUUGUUAUUCAAUUUUAAAUGUAUUUAUUUAUUUAUUCAUUCAUUAUCUUUUUUUUCCGUGUACGUGUAAAGAAGGUAGAGUUACAGCCCGCACGUACAUUCAUGAAAUGCUUUUGUUUAUUUUUUUAGUUUUCUUCUAAAAAGAUAAGUGCAAAUUGGUUAUUUGUGUGUGUGUGUGUGUGUGUGUGUGUGUGUGUGUGUGCGUGUGUGUGUGUUCUGUGUUCCAGGGCAGUGACGCAGCACCCAGCUUCUACAGCUCCACUGCAGGCUAAGGGAUGUCUGCUCUCUAAGAGAGCUGUCUGAAACUACGAAACUGAGGCCAGGAGUGACGUUUCCAAUAUAGUAACAUAUAGAUACUAUGAUUUACUACUGUUUAACUUUCCUAGGCUGUUAUUAAACCAAGCAGCCUGUCUGUCUGUCUGUCUGUCUGUCUGAAUACUUGUGUCAGACUCAUUCAUGGUCACACACCCCCUUGUGGUAGUUUUUAUUAGUCUGCAUUAGUCUCAGUGAGGUUUAAAAGUGGCUGCCACGGUCCCUGGAAUAAUCUUCAGUUUGUGGAUCUACCACCAAGGGGCCACUUCAUCUCUGAGCAGACUUGGCCCCCGAAUAUUGAGUUUCAAUCUGCUUUACUUUCCAGUGCACAUAAACAGACCUCACAUCUGCCAACGCUUUACACAGUCUGUGAUUAGUAUUCUGUGCACAUCAGGAAAAGACACAAGCUCUCUGUGCAUGGCAGUGUGUGUGUGUGUGUGUGUGUGUGUGUAUACGUGCCUUCCCUGAGUCAUCUUUACAGUUAGAAAAGUGCUCGUUUAGACCAGGGUUGGGCUCGUGGAAACGCAUGGUCUCCGCUGCAAAAGCCAUCUAAAGGAACACCGGAAUUCAUCCGGAGGGCAGGCACAGUGCCACUAAACUACCACAAGAGGGGGGUGUUCCAUGAAAUAUGAGCUCGACGUGGGCCGAGCGUGGACAAUGUGAAGGAAUCAAAAGUACUGUAACUGCCUUGUGGGUCAGUCAACAGAGUAGCCUGGUAACCUGGCAUCACCAGUGGUCCACACUUGUAUUUAAGUCAGCUCGUUUGUGCAAGGGUGGUUGGUUGUGUAAAUGUUUUAAGAAAUGUAUAUAUUAGUACAACAUGGCUGAAGAACCUUGUUAUAUAUAGUUAAGACUGAGGUCUUUUUUUGGUCCAUGUUUUACAUGACAUGGAAGAUGGUGAUACAGUAUUCUGCAGUACAGCCUGACAAAGUAUCAUAUCUGUGGCGUGCUCAACACUCAUACCUCCAUGAGCCCCUUGACAAGUGUCCUGUAUGAAUUUGUCUUUUGAAAGUUAUAAACCCUUAACGCUAAGACGUAGGGGUUGUCUGGGCACUGGAAUCACCUUGGGCUACCAGGUAUAUAUCUUGGCUGACCACAAGAGGGCAGACCUGUCUGUCAAUCUGUUUGGUAUUUAAAGCAUUCUGUUUUGGAAAGGUAUUUUCUCCAAUGAAAAUACAAAUCAAACUAGCGAACAUAAAUGAAGAAAACAUGUGAAGCAACACAUUCCUAACACAGCUGUUCUGCAGCCGUGCCUAGUUCUGCCUGGUUUCAUAAACUGCAAGGAAUCGCAAACCUGUCCAGAAUAGAAAGAGUAAAACGUUGUUUGAAAAUCACUGCAAUAAUACCCCUGUCAUUUUCACUUUCGCAUUUCUCAGUGAAGAUCCUCCUGAAAAUUGAAGUGACUCGAAACGACUAUUGAAACUUCAGAAACCCUGAAGGACAGUAUUUGGACUGGGGGGGCAGACAGAAGUUAAAUAUCAAUUUGCAUUGUCAAGGGGUCUAAAGGGUUAAAUCUGUAAUAAACAAUGGUAUUGUUUGAAGCAAGCUGAAUGUAUUUUCAAUGAACUUAAAAGAAAAAGUCAGAAAUAAAUCUAAACUGAACUGAGUGAAGGAUGGUUGUGAGAGCUGUGUGAUGUUUUAUUUUGUGUAAAUAAAGAAGGGCAUGGUACUGUAUUGUAUGUAUUAUAAAACACUGCCCUCUGCUGGGUGUUCUGUUAAAUGCAUUCUGCUUUAAGACAAGUGAUGUGUGGUCUUACUGUGUUUGCGGUUUGAAGGAGAUGCGGUUCAAAAUGAAAGUGGCACUUUAUUCUUUAUCUCUUUCUUUUUUAAUAAAAAAAAUCACUAUUUGACAGAAUAAAAGCUCAACGUGGCAUUUUA
Molecule: messenger RNA, 6237 nt
Organism: Acipenser ruthenus (sterlet)
Lineage: Eukaryota; Metazoa; Chordata; Actinopteri; Acipenseriformes; Acipenseridae
Product: transmembrane and coiled-coil domains protein 2-like
Exons: 6
Coding region: 908-3046 (712 amino acids)
Biological process (GO): amyloid precursor protein metabolic process
Cellular component (GO): endomembrane system
Source: RefSeq, a predicted model, not a curated record